AUGCUGUUAUCACCUUCAACUUGGAGUUGGUCAAACAGAUCCAGUAAAGAGGAAACAAAAUUUCACAAAGGAAUUCAACACGGAGAAGUUGCAAUUGUUCAUAAUGAUCUUUACUCCGUUUACAAUGAGUUAGAGAAGCAGAGAGCUCCAAACGGCGAGAGAAUCAAGACUUCAGAAUCUUUCACGCAAAUUGAUCCCUCAGUUCUCGCAAAUAUCUGUUAA
This is a messenger RNA of Oikopleura dioica, 222 nucleotides long. Lineage: Eukaryota; Metazoa; Chordata; Appendicularia; Copelata; Oikopleuridae. The record is from the annotation of a GenBank genome assembly.